AACACGUCCAUGGAAAGCUACGCGUGAAUAAAGACACCAUGAUCGGACCUGAUGUUGUGGUUCUCGCGGCAUGGCCAGGCGCGUCGAGAGACGAGAUCGAAGUGUACACCAAUGCGUACAGACGGAGAUAUCCAGGAGCCAAAAUGGAAACACUCGCUGGAACAACAAGAGAUGCAUCUACCAUUUCGACCCAUGAGAAUGGCGACAUUCGGUGGUUGGGCGCAAACGAGUCUGUAUUGAUCCACAUGUUCGGACACGACGCAGCGGAAAGGGUGUGCGGCUUCCUUCGUGCCUUCUAUACGCAGACCGGGCGAGCCAUGAAUGUUCAGCAGCUCAUCUACGACUCUGCGCCCCAAUCUUUCCUGGCGACGACUUUCUGGCAACCAUAUCAAUUUCUCGUCUCCGCGUGCUAUCUGCUCUGCGCGCCGAUUCUAGGCGCAGACUCCCUGUACGAUGACCAGACUUGGACCAGGCACGAUUUGGAGGCCAGUUGCUUGCUGCCAGCAACAGUCAGACGAUGUUACUCUCCGAAUGUGUGUGAAUUUGGCGAUUCUGCAAUGGCGAUGGAGGCUGGAAUGAGUAACGUCACACAUUCUUCUUCCGGGAUUCCUGUAUAAGCAAUCAACGCCCUUGACAUUUUGCGGAAGCCUGAGAUCGGAGGCCUAGUCGCACCACAGCAGGGUGGCAUCGCAGACUCCGAAAUGCUUUGGAUCGACCAUCUCCCGGAUAGGCGCAGACAUGGCUC
Molecule: messenger RNA, 745 nt
Organism: Pseudocercospora fijiensis CIRAD86
Lineage: Eukaryota; Fungi; Ascomycota; Dothideomycetes; Mycosphaerellales; Mycosphaerellaceae
Exons: 1
Coding region: 39-617 (192 amino acids)
Source: RefSeq, a predicted model, not a curated record